UUGUUAAAAAUGAAUUUGUUUUUAGAAAAAAAUUAUGGGAUUUUUACUUCCGGAACCCGUUUGCUGGGUGAAAACGCAUGUGUGUUUUAUUAGAGUGUGCACCUUUUCAUUUGAAUCGUUUUAUUUUGGGAUCUUGUUGUUUUGUUUUAGUUAUCAUUCAUUUCAGAGGCUUUUUUUUCUCUUCUGUUGUGUAUUAAAUCAACUGUUCGCUUGACUGAGCAGUUUAUUCUGUUGUGCGCCAUCACUUGAAAGUAAAGUGAAAGUAAAAGUAAAAAAGUGAACGUGCUUUAAAUGUUUUUCUAAGCAGGACUUGAUGAAUUGCUGCAGUGUUUAUGAUUACAACCUGUAACUUACAACUAACUAUCCCCAAAGUGGUGAUUGGCUCUUUUACCUGUAAGGCGGGACUUCCUUUCUACAUCCGCUGACUGUUGGACACUCAGAGCUCCUUGAAUUAAGAUCCAACUGCUAUAAAAACAGACUCCAUUCAAACUUUUGUGGAUAACUUGAUUAUUAGCCAGUAUGACUACGCCAGCGAGAAGACUUGUCCUUCUUGGGAAAACAGGACAUGGCAAAAGCAGCACUGGAAAUACAAUUCUUGGAAAACCAGUAUUCCCAGUCCCAACUGAAAUUUCGCCUGAAUCUGAAACAACUGAAUGUGCAAGUGGAGAAGCAAUUAAUGAUGGAAGAAAGAUCACGGUUAUUGACACACCUGGAAUAUUUGACACAAAAGUUGAUGAAAAACUCAUCAAAUCAGAGAUCUGUCGAGCUGUGACUGAAUGUGCUCCAUCUGUUGAUGCCAUCGUCAUCGUUCUUACGGUCGGAAAGUACACAGAACAAGAAAUGGAGGUUGUGGAUAAAAUUGUUAAAACAUUUGGUGAGGACACCUUUAAACAUGCAGUGGUCUUAUUCACCUUUGGUGAACAACUAAAGGGUCAAAACAUCAAGAAUUUUGUGAAGAAGAGUCCAAAACUACAGGAGCUUGUUGAUAAAUGUGGAAGUCGCUGUCAUGUCAUUGACAAUGAAUACUGGAAUGACUGUCAUUCAGAGUACAAGAACAACAAGAUUCAGGUGAAAAAUCUGCUGGAUACUAUAGACAAGAUGGUGCCAGAAAACGGCUGCUACACCAAUGAGAUGCUUCAAACUGUGGAGGAAGAAAUUCAAGAUGAGAUGAAAAAUUUAAUCGAGGACAAUUUGUCUCCAGUAGAGAAACGAGAAAGAGCAAAAAAGAUUGUUCUUAAAAAACUUCUGAUUAGACUUGCAGGAAUGGCAACAGGUGUGUUGAUUGGUGCUCUUCUGGGCGUUGGUGUUUCGGUGGCUGCAGUUGUGUAUUUACUUAUACCAGCCAGAGUUCCUGCAGUGGCGGGAAUUGUAAGAGGGACAAUGGGUGUAGCAGCAAAAGCUAUAGAAGUCACAGGAACAGCAGCCAGUGCAGGGUCUGGAAUUGCUGCAGGAGUUGUAGGAGUUGCAGCUUUUGCAGGAACAGUUGGAGGAGGAAUUACUGGAUGGGAAGCAGCAGAAGAAGCUGAUUCAAUGAAUGAUGCAAUGAAGAAGGCAGCAAACGCUAUCUAUGAGAAUGCUAAAGUUAUGACUGAGAAAGUACAAGAAAUUACUUCUCUUUUAAAAGAUUCCAGAAUGCAGAAAUGAUAUAAAUACUAAAGAGGUCUGUUCUGUCUAUAAUGUUUCAUGGCAUCAUAGAAUAUUUUCUUCACUCUAUUUUUUUUCCCAUCACAUGAAGCUUAUUAUCUUAAAGAGCCCAUAUUUACAGGUUCAUAAUUUUAUUUUGGGGGUCUACUAGAAUAGGUUUACAUGCUUUAAUGCUCAAAAAACUCAUAAUUUUUUUCUCAUACUGUACAUUGCUGCAGCACCUCUUUUCACCCUCUGUCUGAAACGCUCUGAUUUACCUCCUGUCUCUUUAAAUCCCCCUUUCCGAAAAUCCCAGUCUGCUCUGAUUGGUCAGCUGGUCCAGUCUGUUGUGAUUGGUCAACCGCUUAGAGCAUGUGUCGGAAAUGUAAUGCCCCUUACAGUAACCGAAUUAGCCCUUAGGCUGGCAUGCAAAUGUGUUACAUUGUGACAUAGCUAAGUCACGGAAGUAAUGGCUGGACUGCAAACCAGGCAUUUCAGGCAGUUCAGGAGCAGUGUUUUCUGUGGGAGAGUGUAACUCCCUUUGGCGUGGACUUUGUGCUUUGUAACUUUGCAGACUUUUACAUGCACAAACAGCUAUAUUACACACUAAAGGAAAGGUAAAAUCCCCAAAAGCAUAAUUGGGCCUCUUUAAAGUUUUCUUAACAGCUUCCAUUUCUUCUGGAACCUUUUCACAUACUGUGAUGACGUGAUUCCGCCUUAUUUAGCAGCAUAAAUCUAGCAAACCUUUUUAGAUUUGCAAUGUUUUAGUUAUUUUGUGCAGAUUUACAACAUUAUACUUGGUAUUAUAUUACCCUGAAAUUAGUUUUAAAAGGGAAGUUUCCACAGAUGCAAUGAGAUGUCUAAUACUGCUGCUGAGAGAGAGUGACAGUAAAUUAGCAAUCUUCUUUCUUCUGACUAUCAUAAUUCAUUGCUUUCUAUUUAUUUCUUCAUUUGGAAAGUUGUGGAAAUGUUAUAGUGGUGUUUUUUUGUUUGUUUUUUUUGUUUUUUUUUUAUAUUGGAGCAAAUGGGUUCAAAAAUGAUGUCUAGCGUGGUCCUCCAUUCACCACUAUUGAGGUUUAUCUUUUACUUCCGGAAGUGUGAAAAGGGUGCAUUGUUUCAAUCAAGUCUCUCAAUCAUGAAUGUUUCACAUCACUGCUUUCACAAUCACAUAGUCUGACUAAUUAAAAGUUAAAUGAUCUAUAAGCUAAAAUAUUUUGCUUCAUCUUUGUUAUUUCUAUACUACACAAGUGUUUUCUGUUUGAAAAUGUAAACAUUAUUUCCAUGUCAAUAAAGCUUCUUGAA
Molecule: messenger RNA, 2925 nt
Organism: Myxocyprinus asiaticus (Chinese sucker)
Lineage: Eukaryota; Metazoa; Chordata; Actinopteri; Cypriniformes; Catostomidae
Product: GTPase IMAP family member 7-like
Exons: 4
Coding region: 520-1644 (374 amino acids)
Molecular function (GO): GTP binding
Source: RefSeq, a predicted model, not a curated record